AUAAUAUAUUAAACAAAAUAGAUAGAUUCCCCUUCACCUUCACCCAUUUCAACUCAUGUGUUUUUCCCCAAAAUCCCAAUUCUCCUUCAAUUUCUGAUCAGACAUGGUUUCGCCUGAGAACACCAAUUGGCUCUACGAUUACGGAUUCGAGGAUAUCACUGCCCCACAAGGAAAUUUCGCCGCUCCCAAUUCCGGAUUCUCUUGGCCCCUUCAAACCCUCACUGCCUCCACAAAUGCCAGUGUUGAAAUUGAUGGAUCAUUUGGAGAAUCUGACUCGCUGAAGGAAACUGGGUCCAAAAAAAGAGCUAGAACUGAGACAUGUGCUGUAUCAAGCUCCAAAGCAUGCAGGGAGAAACAACGAAGAGACAGGCUAAAUGACAAGUUCAUGGAACUAGGUGCUCUUCUCGAGCCAGGGAGGCCUCCUAAGACCGAUAAAGCUGCCAUCUUGGUGGAUGCUGUCCGAAUGGUAACUCAGUUAAGAAGUGAAGCUCAGAAGCUGAAAGACUCGAAUUCGAAUCUACAGGAGAAGAUCAAGGAGCUCAAAACCGAGAAGAACGAGCUUCGUGAUGAAAAGCAAAGGUUAAAGGUGGAGAAGGAGAAGCUGGAGCAGCAGCUUAAGACAAUGAGUGCUCCCCAACCUGGCUUUUUGCCAGCUAACCCAAGCAUCCCCGCUGCAUUUGCGGCCCAAAGUCAAGCUGGUGGUAACAAGUUGGUGCCAAUCAUCAGCUACCCUGGUGUCGCCAUGUGGCAGUUCAUGCCACCAGCAGCCGUUGAUACGUCUCAGGAUCAUGUGCUGCGCCCACCGGUUGCCUAAGAAGGCAAUCUGUUGACAUGCUUAUCGCAGUUUCAUUGUUAAAUUGUUGGCCUGUGCUUGACUAUUACCUUUUGUUGAACCUGUUUUAACUUGGAUAAUGUUGGAUUAGAGAUUGUGAUUUGUCAAACUUUCUUAUCAUAGUGAAGUUUAUUGCUUCUCC
Molecule: messenger RNA, 974 nt
Organism: Salvia hispanica
Lineage: Eukaryota; Viridiplantae; Streptophyta; Magnoliopsida; Lamiales; Lamiaceae
Product: transcription factor ILR3-like
Biological process (GO): regulation of DNA-templated transcription; intracellular iron ion homeostasis
Molecular function (GO): protein dimerization activity; DNA-binding transcription factor activity
Source: RefSeq, a predicted model, not a curated record